AUGGGAAACGCGUCUCGUAAACAUCAUCGUAAUAAAACCGAUAAUUUAUCAAUAUGUACAUCGGGGAAUGAUGACAAUUCAUCCCAAACAGAUAGUAUUUGUUCCCACAUUAAAUAUAUAGGCGGAAGGCCUUAUUUUGAAGAAGAAAUAUCUUCAUACGUUCUUCCUACAGAUUGGGAAGAAUCGGACAGAAUUCAAAUGGAACAUUUUGCAAUGAAACAUGCUUUUGGUGGUAAUUAUGCUGCUCCACUUUCUGAAAUUAUAAAACCCGGAAGUAAUUAUCUUUUAAACACUUAUGAAAGCACUUAUGAAACUCAAGAAUUUCCUGAUGCAAAUGUAUAUGGAAUAGAUAUUGCUUCAACAUUUCCAGCUAGCAUAAAACCUCAAAAUUGCCACUUUCAAACAUGCAAUAUAAUCGAUCGUUUUCCAUUUAAAGAUGAAGAAUUCGAUUACGUUUUUAUGAGGUACAUGAUAUUUGCCUUAAAAGAUCAUCAAUGGAUACAUGUAUUAAAUGAAAUAAAAAGGAUUUUAAAGCCGGGUGGUGUUUUUGAAUGUGUAGAUCGGGAUGUGCUUCGUGA
Messenger RNA from Racocetra persica, 578 nucleotides. The record is from the annotation of a GenBank genome assembly. Lineage: Eukaryota; Fungi; Glomeromycota; Glomeromycetes; Diversisporales; Gigasporaceae.